GGGAGUUCAGACCUAGAUCUUUCCAGUUAAUCACACAACAAACUUAGCUCAUCGCAAUAAAAAGCAGCUCCGAGCUGACUGGCUUUUUAGGCACUGACUCGGAAGGACUCUCUCGCCCAGGCAUCUCCUACAGUGGGGUCCGCCAGCCCGUCCUGCACCAUGUGGGUGACCAAACUUGUGCCAGUCUUGCUGCUGCAGCACGCCCUCCUCCACCUCCUUUUGCUCCCCAUCGCCAUCCCCUCUGCAGAGGGACAGAGGAAAAGAAGAAAUACCCUUCAUGAAUUUAAAAAGUCAGCAAAAACUACUCUAAUUAAAGAAGAUCCAUUACUGAAGAUAAAAACCAAAAAACUGAACACAGCAGAUCAAUGUGCUAAUAGAUGUAUUAGGAAUAAAGGACUUCCAUUUACUUGCAAGGCCUUUGUUUUUGAUAAGGCAAAGAAACGAUGCCUCUGGUUCCCUUUCAAUAGCAUGUCCAGUGGAGUGAAAAAAGAAUUCGGCCAUGAAUUUGACCUGUAUGAAAACAAAGACUACAUUAGAAACUGCAUCAUUGGUAAAGGAGGCAGCUACAAGGGAACGGUGUCUAUCACUAAGAGCGGCAUCAAAUGCCAGCCCUGGAAUUCCAUGAUACCACAUGAACACAGCUUUUUGCCUUCGAGCUAUCGAGGUAAAGACCUACAGGAAAACUACUGUCGAAAUCCUCGAGGGGAAGAAGGGGGACCGUGGUGUUUCACAAGCAAUCCAGAGGUACGCUACGAAGUCUGUGACAUUCCUCAGUGUUCAGAAGUUGAAUGUAUGACCUGCAAUGGGGAAAGUUAUCGAGGUCCUAUGGAUCAUACAGAAUCAGGCAAGAUUUGCCAGCGCUGGGAUCAUCAGACACCACACCGGCACAAAUUCCUGCCAGAGAGAUAUCCCGACAAGGGCUUUGAUGAUAAUUAUUGCCGCAAUCCUGAUGGCAAGCCGAGGCCAUGGUGCUAUACUCUUGACCCUGACACCCCCUGGGAGUAUUGUGCAAUUAAAAUGUGUGCUCACAGUAGUAUGAAUGACACUAAUCUUCCUAUGGAAACAACUGAGUGCAUUCGAGGUCAAGGAGAAGGUUACCGAGGCUUCACCAAUACAAUUUGGAAUGGAAUUCCAUGCCAGCGCUGGGAUUCCCAGCAUCCUCAUCAACAUGACAUAACUCCUGAAAAUUUCAAAUGCAAGGACUUAAGAGAAAACUAUUGCCGAAAUCCAGAUGGAGCUGAGUCACCCUGGUGUUUCACCACUGAUCCAAACAUCCGAGUUGGUUAUUGCUCCCAAAUUCCAAAAUGUGACGUGUCAAGUGGACAAGAUUGUUAUCGUGGGAAUGGCAAGAGUUAUAUGGGCAACUUAUCCAAGACAAGAUCUGGACUAACAUGUUCCAUGUGGAACAAAAACAUGGAAGACUUACACAGGCAUAUUUUCUGGGAACCAGAUGCUAGUAAGCUGAAUAAGAAUUACUGUCGGAAUCCUGAUGAUGAUGCCCAUGGUCCCUGGUGUUACACAGGGAAUCCUCUCAUUCCUUGGGAUUAUUGCCCUAUUUCUCGUUGUGAAGGCGAUACCACACCUACAAUAGUCAACUUGGACCAUCCUGUAAUCUCAUGUGCCAAAACUAAACAAUUGCGAGUUGUAAAUGGGAUUCCAACGCGAACAAAUGUAGGAUGGAUGGUUAGUUUGAAACACAGAAAUAAACAUAUCUGCGGAGGAUCAUUGAUAAAGGAGAGUUGGGUUCUUACUGCAAGACAAUGUUUCCCGUCCCGAGACUUGAAAGAUUAUGAAGCUUGGCUGGGAAUCCAUGAUGUCCAUGGUAGAGGAGAUGAGAAACGCAAGCAGGUUCUCAAUGUCUCCCAGCUGGUAUACGGGCCUGAAGGAUCAGACCUAGUAUUACUGAAGCUUGCUAGGCCUGCAGUCCUGGAUGACUUUGUUAGUACAAUUGACUUACCUAAUUACGGAUGCACGAUUCCUGAAAAGACCACUUGCAGUGUUUAUGGCUGGGGCUACACUGGAUUGAUCAACUCCGAUGGCCUAUUGAGAGUAGCUCAUCUCUAUAUUAUGGGAAAUGAGAAAUGCAGCCAAUAUCAUCAAGGGAAGGUAACUCUGAAUGAGUCUGAAAUAUGUGCUGGGGCUGAAAAGAUUGGAUCAGGUCCAUGCGAGGGGGAUUAUGGUGGCCCACUUGUUUGUGAACAACAUAAAAUGAGAAUGGUUCUUGGGGUCAUUGUUCCUGGUCGUGGAUGUGCCAUUCCAAACCGUCCUGGUAUUUUUGUUCGAGUAGCAUAUUAUGCAAAAUGGAUACACAAAAUUAUAUUAACAUAUAAAGUACCACAGUCGUAGCUGAAGUGUGUCUGAAGCUUCCAUCAAUAGAGCUCUAUUUUUACAUGAAGAUUUCGGAGAGUGGGGAAUUAAAACAUCACUUAUAACAACCCUAAGAAAACUACUUGAGUGUCAAGUUUAUUAAGAUACUCAUUAAUAUUUGUGGGUGUUUCUAUUGUUUUGUUUGUCAGUGUUAUUUUGUAAAUGUUGAAGUGAAUUAAGGUACAUGCAAGUGUAGUAACAUAUCUCCUGAAGAUACUUGAAUGGAUUACAAAAUGCAAAGGUAUAAUUGAUGGAUGAGAAAAGAUUUAAUGGAAAAGAUCUACGCUGCUUUCCAUGGUUAGAUUCUUAAUAAUGCAUAAACCAUAAUUUAAAUGUUAUUUGAACCUCACCACAACCAUUUAUUACCUUAUGCCCUUAAAUUUUAGCUCUAUGUUAAAUUAUAUUCCCUCUCA
Messenger RNA from Orycteropus afer afer, 2780 nucleotides. RefSeq names its product hepatocyte growth factor (gene HGF). Gene Ontology annotation, molecular function: serine-type endopeptidase activity; signaling receptor binding. Gene Ontology annotation, biological process: proteolysis; hepatocyte growth factor receptor signaling pathway; positive regulation of protein phosphorylation. Lineage: Eukaryota; Metazoa; Chordata; Mammalia; Tubulidentata; Orycteropodidae. The record is from RefSeq and is a predicted model, not a curated record.